Molecule: messenger RNA, 4468 nt
Organism: Elaeis guineensis (African oil palm)
Lineage: Eukaryota; Viridiplantae; Streptophyta; Magnoliopsida; Arecales; Arecaceae
Product: probable E3 ubiquitin-protein ligase RZFP34
Biological process (GO): protein ubiquitination; ubiquitin-dependent protein catabolic process
Cellular component (GO): nucleus
Molecular function (GO): ubiquitin protein ligase activity; zinc ion binding
Source: RefSeq, a predicted model, not a curated record
ACCUAUGCCCCUAGAAUUUCUCAGUUUCGCCCGCGUACGCGUUCCGUCUAGAAAACGGCACUCCACCCUCUCGCAAUUCCUCUUUGUCUAUUCUCUCUCCUUUCCACUGUCUUCUCGACCCAUUUCAAGAACGGGGAAGCCAAGGCGAUCUUGAUACCUCUCACUCUCUUCUUCCAUCGGACCACUAUUACAGGAGAAAAGUUCGUCCGGUCUUGCGGUUUUUUAUCAUCUUUUUCUUGGUCGCGUGAUCUAAUAUCUCGUUUUUAAAUUUUUUGGGGAAGGCUUAGGUAAAUUAUUAUGCUAAUUUUUGCUGAUCGGACGGUUUUUCUUUGCCUUAAUGCUCUGGAUUAUUCACGUUAUUUGCUAGAUCAUUUCAGAUUUUAGGGUUUAUAGAUGGAUCAGCCAUGGUUUGAGUUUUGUUUGUUGAUAACUACGUAAUAUUGGGAAUAUUAAGUUCCUUGGGGUGAAUAGUGUUUCGGUGAAAAUUAUUAAUUUCUUGAAUCUUGUUCUGUGAUUGAAUAAUUCUUAGAAGAAACCAUUAAUGUCAAUGUUUGUGUAUUAGGUUGAAAUCAGGGCAUCCUUUUUUGGUAAUUCAUCUUUUUUAGUAUUUAUGUAUAUCUGUUGAUCUUGAAUCAUGCAUGAAGUGUUUCUUUAAGCUUUGAAGUUUGAUUGCUAGUUUGGAUUGGUCAAAACUGGCAGUAGGCUGACUUCAUGACUGGUAGUUUUUUUUUUUUUUUGGUUUAUAUUCUAACGAGUAGAAACUACACUCUUGCAUUAGAGUGUAUCUGUUACUAUAUGUUUCAGUGGUUAUAUGAUGAUCUCUUUAAGGUGACGUUUGUUUGUUGAAUUGUAUUCUCCAGGAUGUGUUUGUAGUGAUAAGAUGGGUUUUGAGCGUUGCUUGAGAUAAUUGUAUGCAAAUUCUGGAAAUCCCUAUGGCUUAAACCAUUUCUUUUGUUAUUUCUUCCUAUAGUUUGAACCUUUCUUGCACAGUGUUUCUCUAGAAGUGAGUUGUGGAAUAAUAUGAAAUUCUUUUGAGGGCUGGGAUUUUUAGAUGUUAUAGAUUGACUGGUGAUUGAUGCUUAGUUAUGUUUUAUCAUAAGAAUAUCGUUAUUUUAUCUGGAUAUGAUAGACUAAGUAAAUUGAUUUAAGAAUUGUAAGUUGACCAUACUAUUUCUAUAGAUCGGAGAAGCCAACAUGAUGAUCAGAAAUAUUUUUCAAAAGAAUUUGAUGUUUUCUCUGUCCCUUGACCCUGGAAGUUCUAGCUUCUUGAAUUGCGAAAUACUAAAAGUAUUGAUAUGUAACAGAUUGGACAGGCAAGGAUAAAAGGACCACAGCCCAAGCGAUUGGAAUAUUCUAAUCUUGAUAUGUGCUGGGUUUUUAUCGCCAAUACUUUCAACCAUUAAACCAUUUUUAUAUCCCGCUGCUAACUCAUGUAACAACUGGGAGUUACAUUAUUCUCAAGCAAUAACCUGUCUACAUAUACCAGGCUUUAGGAACUUCAGACACCCAUUGUUGCAGAAGAUUUGCACCAAAAAGAGGAGUUUGGUGCUUUCUCUUAUUUUCUUUCCUUGUAUAGGAUAUAUCUUUCUAGCAGCUGGUACAUCAAGUAAUUAUUCUUUCUCUAUUACAUGAACUCAUUGAAGCUUUUUGUUUCUUCAAAUUUGAUAUAAUUUUUGUCGGUCGUAACAAAUUUAGCAUUGGCCUCUUGUAUCAAGUGUUCUUUUAAAGUUUGACUUAGCUAAUCCAAAACAAAUAGAAGAGUCAGGGCCUAAAUUAAGUUAAAUACUUAAACAGAAAUGGCUGUCAUGUCCAUGGAGACUCUUUAUGGGUUUUUAGCGGACCUAGUUUUGCUGAUUGAGAUAGGGCUUAUCAGAUUCCUCAUGUUCCUUUUCAUGUCCAGCAGUUAUGGUCUUCACGUUGAGAUGUUAUUUCAGACACAACAAGAAUAGAAUCACAUUUCAGUUUUCUAGUUUGCUGUGAUGAAUGGAUAUUGUUGAUAUGGACAAACAGUGUGUCUGGCUAAUUUGCUACCCAUACUUUUACAAAUGAAGGGAAAAAUUAAGGAAAUUUUUCAUGCUUUAAAGGGUCUCAAAUACAUCCAAAAAUUACUUAGAUCUUUGGAAAAAUAGAUAGUAAUGCUUUCUCUCUAUAUGUUUAUAAUAGAACCUUAGACUUGAGAAAAAGAACACUUUUCAUGCACUGUAGGACUAUUUUAAACCGCACACAAAGUCUCAGCUACAUGGAGAGAAAUUCUUUGGAAACCCAUUGCCUUCAUAAUAAUUCGUAUAGCAGAAUUAUGUCCAUCAGUUUGAAUGGACAAGUACAGAGAACCACAUGCAGGUUUGCUGCCACAACAUCGUGGUGAUCAAGAUGCCUGGGGUCAUUAAUUUGUCAGGUAGGAGUAGUUAGGCCUCAGGAUCAUCAGCAACAUGUUAGAAAAUCAAGGUAAUCAAAAAGGAAGAAGGAGGCAUGAUGGUUCCAGGUAAACCAUCUCAAUUGGAGUGUUUGGGCAAAAUUGCAUACGCUUGAUGUUUAACAAUAAGGGGUUUUGUUGAAGAUGCAACUGGUGGAACGCUAAGGUAGGCUCUGCCUUUUCAUUGCCACAUCUCAUUGUUUUUCUUGUUUUUUGCAUUUGAUGCUGUGGUGUGUUGUUCUUACCAGAAACGGGGGCGAAUCUGUUGCUGGUGCACACUUUUGUUCGAUUUGGUUUUCUGACUACCACGAGCAACAAAGUGAUCAUUAAUUAGUGGUUACUAUUUACAGCUGGAGAUUCGAUUGUCCCUCGGUGCAGCAUAAAUACUAUUAGAUGGAUCAUUAUAGUUGUGCUUGUUCUAAUGAAUCCAUCUCUUGGAGUUAUGCUGAUUGGAGCUGUUCAGCAUUCCUUGGAUUGUGUGCUUGAUGAUAUGAAUUGGUCUACAGCAGAAUUCAAGAAACCAACAAUAUCAUGCAGUGUUUUCCUGAUCUAACUGGGAGACUUACUGCUUGGUCUAUUUAGAAUUAUUUCACUGAAUAUCUUCAAAUUUGCAGGUGUUUCAAUUCUUGUAGUUGUGCUGCCAUAGUUAACAGAAGUGGAAAAUAGAGACUAGAUGGAGGAUUUGGUCAAUCAUUCGGAGUCCGCUGUUUGUGAGCUGCACGAUUCAAGGGGACAAGAUAAUGAACUGCAGACUGCCACUACAUGCAAUGAAACAUUGAGUAAAAACUGCACUAUGAGUGAAGAAGUGACAGAUGGUUUGGACUCUGCUGAUAUUGAGAAACUAGAUAAGGGACUCAUGCAAUAUGGAUGUUCACACUAUCGGAGAAGAUGCCACAUUCGAGCUCCCUGCUGCAAUGAGAUUUUUGAUUGCCGACAUUGCCACAAUGAGGCAAAGAACUCAAUUAAUGUUGAAAGGAAACACAGACACGACCUUCCGCGUCAUGAAGUGCAACAGGUCAUAUGUUCAUUGUGCUUUACCGAACAAGAGGUUCGGCAAGUGUGCAUCAAUUGCGGUGUAUGUAUGGGGAAAUAUUUCUGUGAGAAUUGCAAGUUUUUUGAUGAUACAUCAAAAGAACAGUACCACUGUAGUGGUUGUGGAAUCUGCAGGAUUGGUGGGCGAGAAAAUUUCUUCCAUUGCUAUACAUGUGGGUGUUGUUAUUCAAUCAUAUUAAAGAACAGCCAUCCGUGUGUGGAGAGAGCUAUGCAUCAUGAUUGCCCUGUAUGCUUUGAGUAUCUGUUUGAAUCCACAAAUGAUGUCAGUGCCUUGCCAUGUGGCCACACCAUUCAUGUGGACUGUUUGAAGGAAAUGCAGCAGCACUUGCAGUAUGCAUGCCCCCUCUGCUCCAAGUCUGUGUGUGAUAUGUCAAAAGUAUGGGAAAAAUUGGAUAUUGAGAUAGCAGCCACUCCAAUGCACGAAUCUUACCAUAACAAAAUGGUCCGCAUCCUGUGCAACGACUGUGGAGCAAACUCACUAGUCCAAUUCCAUGUAGUUGCUCAAAAAUGCCCAAACUGCAAAUCUUACAAUACACGCCAGACUUAAGAAGUCCGGAUAUACCAUAAGUUUCAAACCUUGGCCUUGUUAUGCUGAGUGGGGCUUGCUUUGGAGCAGGUGAUUGAGCUGGUCGGUAUCAGGGACGAGAACCUUGUUGAUUGCCCUCGCUCACAUUCCCCCUUUGCCACAAUGACAAGGAAACGUCCUUCAUCACUUUGUACCUGGAAUAAGUUCAUCAAUUUCAUUCUUGUUUGAUGGCUGAAUGGGCAAUACUAUGUUCCAGACCCUGGACAUAGCCUUUGCAAGUUAAAUACAUGCUCCCUGAAGUAUGUUGAAACCGAUUUUACUUUUCUUCGUGCUGUCUGGGUCUUGUGAUUCUCUGUAGUUUUAUCCAUUAGUAGCUUAGGAUAAUUCUCUUGUUCUGCUAGACUGCAGGCUCAUUCGGGUCAUGUACAGGUAGUUGAAUUUGGAUUAAAUAUCAGUCAGAUUAUUUAGGCUUUUAU